AACCCCACGAACAAUCUAACACCAUCGCUCACCUCCUUGCCAAACAAAGAUUAUCUCCAAGAGUUCGCUUCCUCCCAUCUUUGUUUCACAGGGAAGCCAAGUUUUUCGCGUGAUAAUUAAGACGUAGAGGAAGAACACCUAUAUCGCAUCUCCCCUUUUUUCUAUCGGACACGCUCCCGGUGGUCACAUACACCCAUACCAACACAGGGAAACAAUGGCGACCAACGGCCCAGGGAUCAAGCCCAAUCCAGAAAUCAAGAUCGAAGACGCAGACAUCAAGGCUGAGGUCUCGGACGCAGAUGAUGACGAACUAUAUGAAGACGCCGGUGACCUGGACAUGUCUAAGGGGGACAAAGCGGUGUGGUUGGUGAAGCUCCCGAGCUUUGUCGCUGAACGGUGGAAUGAGAUUGAUGAUAAUGAGGAGAUUGUGUUGGGUGUUGUGAAGGUUAAUCCGAAGGAUACUAGCAAUGUGCGUAAAAAAGAAAAAGGAAGAAAAAAACAGUUCCAUCAUCUAAAUAGUUUUUCAUUUUUUUUUUUCAAACUUUGAUUCUCCUGGCUGACCGGGGGUGAUGCUUUACUGCAGCUUAAACUUUCACUUGAGAGGAACCAGGCGAACGGAGAUGAGAUCCCUACGGAGUAUGAUUUGAGGAUAACCAAUAUGGAGGUUAACAACACUUUUGUUUUUACGGAGAAAGAUAUGCCGGGGUUUUCGAGCAAGUUGAAUACCGGUGGUGUGAAGGAGGGUGAACCGGCGAUUCCUGCGAGGCUGUUAUACCAGCACCGUGACCGGGAGAGCAAUAGCGGAGGCGGCGGUGGGAAGGGAAAUUGGGGGAAGCAGAGAUAUCAACCAUACGUCCGGAAAGCUAUUCCAAGUGCGACUCCUGGUCAUCGGCUGGUUUCUUUCUUUCGCGGGUGCUGACCAUAUAUAUAGAGCGGACUUCGCUAGUUGGAACCGUUCGCCACGAAUGCUCCAUGUCUCCUAUGAUCAAUGAAGAGUAUAAACGGUUCCAGCUAUCCAAAUUCCGUCAAGCAGAUGCUCCGAGAGUCACCACUCAAGUUCUCGAUUCCAAUGCUGCUGGCGGUAACCUCCUUGCACCCGGCACCACUGGUGCCACAGCUAAGAGUUUUGCUGGCUUCGUUGUAAGUACAAUAAUCAAACAAACUAUCAUCUUUGUCCCUCUUCUAUUCCAUAAUACAGGCAUCUAACCCCGCCACGUAGAAACCCACACAAGCGGUGCGAAAAACAACCGACAACAAAGCUGCCCGUAUGCCCCACUCAGAACUCCUCACAGCUCUGUUCUCCCUCUUUGCAGAGCAUGAAUACUGGUCCAUGCGCGGCAUCCGCGAGAGAUUAUUCCAGCCAGAGCAAUAUCUCAAGCAAACUCUGGACGAGAUCGCAAAAAUGGACCGCAACGGCCCCUUCACAGGAAAGUGGUCGCUCAAGAGCGAGUACAAGAAUACAGACGACAAGAAGAAGUUGGAGCUCGCUGCAUCCACUAGUGGAGAAGCUGGUCAGGAGGUCAUCGAGAUUGACGAUGACGACGAAAUGGUCGAGAUGGAGGAUGUCCUGAAGUGAAAUCUGACAAGUCAACUGGAAGAAAGAAAAGUGGGAAAGGCGGAUGACAGCGUAUUGUUGGCCUUGAUUUGAGAUGGGAUUGAUUUUGCUGUAUAUACUUUAGUUUGCUUUACCUCACCCUACCUUUCACUCCUAUUUUGUUCUUUUUUUUUUAACUUUACCUUUUUAGUGCCCCAGCCGCAGGUUGGGAUGGGAUGUAGUCUAAUUGAAUGCUCGGCAUGCGUGGGGUCAUGUAGUCUUACUUACUUGUUCAUCUCUUCCCUCUCGUUAUUACAGUAUCUUCUUUCUCCCUUUCUUUAUUUCUUUCUCUUUUUCCAUCUUAUUCUUACUCUUUGCUUCUCUCUUCUCUUUUCCCCCUUUCCUUUCUUCCGAAGAACCAAUUAAAACUCGGACACGGGCGUUUUGGGGGUUGCUUUGAGUAUCAAUAGUACUGUACCCGGCAUUACUCUUUUUCUUUCUUUCUUUCUUCUCUUUCUCUUUGCACUUCCCCAGCCAGAACCCCGCGAUGGUAGUGCGGUGGAUGUGUGCCUGUGCCGGUGCGAUAGUCUGGUGUAUACAGUCUGUGAGGGAUGGGGGGUAGCUGGAUAAAUACUUGGCUGCAAUAAGGAUGGGAAGGUGCAUGAGCCCUACGACCCAGAAGUGAAUGAUUGUGGGCUCCUACCUUGCCUUUAUAUUGGUACAGUACUGGAGGAGGUGUUUGGGAGCGAGUGGCCUCAACUUCAUGGUAUCGCAAAGUAGAUUAUAGGUGUGGGCUUUAUGAGAUCUUGGAAUGGCAUUGUAUUUCUCUAAGCAAUCUACAGUACUCGUAUGUUCUAGCCUAUAGGAUCCGGAUUUAAGAGCAUUGUGGACGAGAACUGUUUACCUGCCUACCAUGAUAUCGAUUGCUCCAUAACCGUGCAGAUUACGGCAAAGCGAGGUAUCAUAACUUAGCUGUAGAGGAGGAUCUGGUUCUGUAAAAUGAGAAAAGGAGAAUUCAGUCCAAUUGGAUUCUGGUCUCACUUUGUAUGAUGCUGCGAACUUUUCAGGAAUCCUACCAAAGCUCUCUUAAGAAGAA
Messenger RNA from Tuber aestivum (summer truffle), 2630 nucleotides. NCBI's taxonomy places the organism in Eukaryota, Fungi, Ascomycota, Pezizomycetes, Pezizales, Tuberaceae. The record is from the annotation of a GenBank genome assembly.